UACUCCGUAGUAGCUAAUGACAGAUAGUUGACAAAAGAAAAACACUCUUUUGCAGCUAAGAUUUACUAUUCUUGUUCAACAUUAAUUGGUAGUUUUAGUACUCUCUUUAAUAAUAGUGGGUCAUGACUCAACACUCCUCCUUUCCAAUCUUUCUCUGCUUUAAAUUUUGUUGUUCCCUCUUUUCUCAAUUCCAUAUUUUUCUGAUGGGUCCUCUAAAUCUUUAAACUUGCUCCCACUAAAUAUAUACAAGUAUUUUCUACUCCUACCUAGUAGUAUAUUCUUCUGCUACAUAUCCUAAAUCACAUGUUCAUCUUCUUACAUCAUAAAUUAUUAAGCAAUUUCAAUAAUUUUCUUUAUCAAAAAUAGUAAAAGAUGAAUAAGGAGAUGAAUGGGUAUGAAGAAGAAGCAGUGAAGGAGAUGAGAAUAGAUUAUGUGUAUAAAGUAGUUGUGAUUGGUGAUUCUGCUGUUGGUAAAUCUCAAUUACUUGCAAGAUUUUCAAAGAAUGAAUUCUCUUUUGAUUCAAAGUCUACUAUUGGUGUUGAAUUUCAAACAAGAACUAUUACUAUUAAAUCCAAACUUAUCAAGGCUCAGAUCUGGGAUACUGCUGGCCAAGAAAGGUACAGAGCAGUAACAAGUGCAUACUACAGAGGAGCACUAGGGGCAGUAGUAGUAUACGACAUAACAAAAAGGCAAACAUUUGAUCAUGUAGCAAGAUGGGUAGACGAGCUUCGGGCCCACGCCGAUAGCUCGAUCGUGAUCAUGCUAAUCGGAAACAAGGCGGAUCUAGCGGAUAAAAGGGCGGUCCCUACAGAAGACGCGGUGGAAUUUGCACAGGAUCAGGGCUUAUUCUUCUCAGAGGCAUCAGCAUUGAGUGGUGACAAUGUGGAGACUGCAUUUUUCAGGGUGCUUGAGGAGAUUUAUAGUAAUGUGACUUCAAAGAAGGCCUUAGACUGUGAUUCUCCUAGAGGGAAUAAAUUGAAUGGACACGGUUCGGCUUCGUUACAGGGCUCGAAAAUCGAUAUUAUAUCUGGGUCGGAUCUUGAAAUUAGUGAGAUGAAGAAGUUGCCUUCUUGUUCUUGCUAAUUAAUGCUUGUGAUUCAACAGUUGAUCUGCCUAUUUGUUGUUCACUUGGGCACGAAAGUGUGAUGUCUAGUGAUCAAAGCUGUAAAAUGUGGUAAUUGUUACAUUUGAUCUCUAGUGUUUACACAAAAAUCAUAUCUGAAUAUCUGAUGAUCACUUGUGUACAAUUAUGUGAAUGUUGUCUGUACACUUAAUUGGUUAAUCUAAUGAUAAACCCCCAAAAGCUCCGCUUUA
This is a messenger RNA of Spinacia oleracea (spinach), 1314 nucleotides long. RefSeq names its product ras-related protein RABA3. Gene Ontology annotation, molecular function: GTPase activity; GTP binding. NCBI's taxonomy places the organism in Eukaryota, Viridiplantae, Streptophyta, Magnoliopsida, Caryophyllales, Amaranthaceae. The record is from RefSeq and is a predicted model, not a curated record. The coding region runs from base 373 to 1083 and encodes 236 amino acids. The transcript is spliced from 2 exons.